AUGAAUCCCAUACUAGCAGCAUGCAUUCACACACACACCCGUUCAUACCUCCACUUGGACACACCCUUUCAUAGCUUCGCUUACACACACCCUGUACUACCUUCAAUUACACACACAAAUACACACAGGCACACCCACUAUCCGCCCCAGUCUCAUAUUCAGGCCUUGGAGCCAGAGGAGUUGGCUGCCUCGUCCGGAUUUAGGGUCCAUGCCCAACUUGGUCGAUCAGUGCGAGACAAAGGUACAGACGAGACGGAAUGUCGGUUGACGCCGGACCUUGGGAGUUGGGCGUUGGGCGCUAGGCAAUGGAAGUUGGGCGUUGCUGGCAUUGAUUGGCCGAUUGACAAUCUGGCUCAAACUCCAUUUCCCAUCGGCCUCUCCUACUCAAUUAUGUUUCCUUGUAUGCUAUCUUAUUUCAUCUCGUCUCCACGACACGUAAGCCUCAAGAAGUCUACAUUUUGGCUUUGUUUUUGUGCUUCGACUCUGAUCACUUGA
Protopolystoma xenopodis is the source of this 495-nucleotide messenger RNA. The record is from the annotation of a GenBank genome assembly. Lineage: Eukaryota; Metazoa; Platyhelminthes; Monogenea; Polystomatidea; Polystomatidae.